Messenger RNA from Linum tenue, 2692 nucleotides. The record is from the annotation of a GenBank genome assembly. Lineage: Eukaryota; Viridiplantae; Streptophyta; Magnoliopsida; Malpighiales; Linaceae.
CACUUAGCCACCGAUCUGUCUCUCAUCUCCCUCUUCCACUCCACUCCAUUCCACGCCCACCCUCUGCCUCUUCUCGCAUCCAUUCUCUCUUCCACUCCGCUGGCCUCCGUCACUCGACGGAGCUCCCCCUUUCAAUUUCUUCCCUUGCCAUCUUUAGCUGCAAAUCAGGAAUCAGUUUCAGCACUUUCCGUAUACCUGAUGUUGCCAUUCAUGGCGUUGCUGUAAUCCGGAAUUCCAGCCAGUUACCCUACAGUUGCCUAACCAGAACCGAUCCCUCUGAUCUGCAAUCAAGAUCUCGCCAUCAGACCAGGGUACGCACCACAAUAUUCGUUGAAUGGGGCACUUGAGCCUCCCAUCCAAGCGAAACCCUAAGCAAUGGAAGCUGCUCGACCUCGUAUCCGCUGCCUUCUUCGGUCUAGUCGUCCUCUUCCUCUUCCUUGUCUUCACUCCCUUCGGCGACUCCCUCGCCGCCUCCGGCAGGCAGGCUCUUCUCCUCUCAUCUUCGGAUCCCAGGCAGCGCCACCGCCUCGUCGAGCUCAUUGAAGCUGGACAGCAUCCUCAGCCGAUUGAGGCUUGUUCCGCCGAGGAGGUCGAUCACAUGCCAUGUGAGGAUCCCAGGCGGAAUAGUCAGCUUAGUAGAGAGAUGAACUUCUAUAGGGAACGUCAAUGCCCAAUACCGGACGAGACGCCUCUUUGCUUGAUCCCUCCACCAAAUGGCUACAGAGUUCCCGUCAGGUGGCCGGAUAGUUUGCACAAGAUCUGGCAUGCAAACAUGCCGCACAACAAAAUUGCUGAGAGAAAAGGCCAUCAGGGAUGGAUGAAAGAGGACGGUGAAUACUUUAUUUUCCCUGGUGGUGGCACCAUGUUCCCAGAAGGUGCCAUACCUUACAUUGAGAAACUUGGACAGUAUAUUCCCAUCCGAAACGGAGGUUUGAGGACUGCCCUUGAUAUGGGAUGUGGGGUUGCCAGUUGGGGAGGAUAUCUGAUGAAAGAAGGACUUCUACCUCUUUCUUUUGCCCCAAGAGAUUCACACAAAUCUCAGAUACAAUUUGCGUUGGAACGAGGAAUUCCGGCAUUUGUUGCGAUGCUUGGCACUCGGAGGCUCCCAUUCCCUGCAUUCUCAUUUGACUUGGUUCACUGCUCUAGAUGCUUAAUCCCUUUUACGGCUUACAAUGCAACUUAUUUCAUUGAAGUCGAUCGCUUGCUUCGCCCAGGAGGAUAUUUAGUCAUAUCUGGUCCUCCUGUACAAUGGGCUAAACAAGAUAAAGAAUGGGCAGAUCUUCAGGGUGUGGCCAGAUCUCUUUGUUAUGAGCUAAUUGCUGUUGAUGGGAACACUGUCAUUUGGAAAAAGCCUUCCGGAGAUUCAUGCCUGCCUAGUCAAAAUGAAUUCGGCCUUCACUUGUGUGAUGAAUCGGUUGAUCCAAGCUCUGCAUGGUACUAUAAAUUGGAGAAAUGUGUGACCCCUCAAUCUUCAAUAAAGGGAAAAUAUGAUGUCGGGGGGAUUCCGUCUUGGCCAGAUAGAUUAAACAAAGCCCCUGCAAGGGCUGCUCUCAUGAAGAGUGGCAUUGAUUUAUUUGAGGCCGACACUCGUCGUUGGGCAAGGAGGGUGGCCUAUUACAAGAACUCUUUGAAUGUCAAGCUGGGAACUCCGGCCGUGCGCAAUGUGAUGGAUAUGAAUGCAUUUUUUGGUGGCUUUGCUGCAGCACUAGCAUCUGAUCCUGUGUGGGUGAUGAAUGUUGUUCCUGCUCGCAAGCCGAUAACUUUGGAUGUAAUCUUCGACAGGGGCCUUAUUGGUGUUUAUCAUGAUUGGUGUGAGCCCUUCUCAACUUAUCCUCGAACUUAUGAUCUAAUCCACGUUUCUGGAAUCGAAUCAUUAGUAAAAGCUCCAGGCUCUGGCAAAAACAGGUGUAGCCUCGUGGAUCUGAUGGUGGAGAUGGACAGAAUACUGCGACCAGAAGGAACAGUGGUGAUUCGCGAUUCUCCUGAGGCGAUAGAGAGAGUGGCUCGCAUAGCGAAUGCUGUUAGAUGGACUGCUACGAUACAUGAGAAAGAACAGGAAUCUCAUGGGUCACAGAAAAUACUGGUUGCUACCAAGAAUUUCUGGACACUCACUUCAGCAUCUCACUGACUUCACACUCGUUUCUUCUCUUUUCAAAAUCUUUUUAUAUGAUGGGGUUUACUCUUUUCUUCAGGUAGCCUAGCUAUAAUUAAUUCGUCUUCUUACAUCCCUCGUCUCUUUUUUUUUGGUCUCGGUUCGUAAUUUCCUGUAAGAUGAAUGAAGAUGAGGAUGAUGCCAAAACGUGUCUGUAUACUCCACCAAGUCAAAACAGGGGCAAGAAGAUCAGAUUCAGAUUGGCUUCUUCCUUUACUUUCCCUCCAUUCUUUUUAUAUAUAAAUUUGUUGGUACCUUAUGCCCACAAGUUAGGGAAGAGUGAAAAGGGUAUAUGGGAAGCAGAAUUAGGACACAUUCCCAGCACCAGCAGGGGGCUCUGUUCUGUUUGUCACAAAAUUUGUGGUUGGAUGUUUGAUAAUUGAUGAACGGGUAUGGGCCUACGACGGGUAUUUGUCAAUGCAUUCACUUAAAAGAAUUUCAACAUUCGUUCUGACACAUUCCUCCCCGCCCAGUUGCUAUUGUUCAGCAUCAGAGGACUUUUCGACAAAGUUGUGUUAGCGAGUUGCAGUUGCUGCAGGG